Cavenderia fasciculata is the source of this 192-nucleotide messenger RNA. RefSeq lists its product as uncharacterized. Lineage: Eukaryota; Evosea; Eumycetozoa; Acytosteliales; Cavenderiaceae. The coding region runs from base 1 to 192 and encodes 63 amino acids. The transcript is spliced from 4 exons. The record is from RefSeq and is a predicted model, not a curated record.
AUGUCAUGCUCAUCGCCAAAAAAUCUCAAAUCAACCUUUGGUUGGGCAAGAUUUAAAGCCGUUGCCCUUUGUUAUAAGAUAAAUCAUAAUAUUCAAGAUAGAAAUACAAAAGGUAAGUUAGUUUAUUCAUUAUUAUUAAACACAUCAUCAACAUCAACAUCAACAUCAACAUCAUCAACAACAACAAAUUAA